UUGAUAAGACUGUAAACAAAAACUGUCGUCGAAAAUACUCACAAUCAGCUGUACUUCUCUGCCUAACAGAUUGCUGAUGUCAAAAUUGACAGUGGCUAGCGUUCAGCGAUAACGGACUUUGAACCCCUCGCUCUGUUUGUGUUGCCGGCAAUGCAGCAAAGAAAAAGUCAAUACUCAAAUUGAAUUUCCCGUGACGCUGUCGCCCUUGAAGCCAAAAGUUUAGAUAGACAAGCAACAGGUUCCACUGCAGAGUCGCUCUCCCUCUCACUCUCUCUUUCACUGCCAUUGGAAGCUGCGCCACGGCAACGUUAAUUUCAAUUUGCUCAAACAGUUGCACAUAAUUGUUAAUUGUAAUCAUGGCAGUUGCUGAUAAGAUUGAGAAUGCUCCAGCCGAGCGGAAAGCAAAUCCUGUUAAAUCCUUCAUCACUGGCGGAUUUGGCGGCAUUUGCAAUGUGCUCUCCGGCCAUCCCUUGGAUACCAUUAAGGUGCGUCUACAAACCAUGCCACGUCCUCCACCGGGCGAGAAACCGAUGUACACUGGCACCUUCGACUGCGCCGCCAAGACAAUUCGUCAGGAAGGCGUGCGAGGACUUUACAGAGGCAUGUCAGCACCUUUGACCGGUGUGGCGCCCAUAUUUGCCAUGUGCUUUGCUGGUUAUGCCGUUGGCAAGCGACUGCAGCAGCGCGGCGAGGAUGCCAAGCUCACAUACUCACAAAUCUUUGUUGCCGGCUCUUUCUCCGGUCUCUUCUCAACGUUCAUCAUGGCGCCGGGAGAGCGCAUCAAGGUGCUGCUGCAAACACAGGGCACGGGGCCCAAUGGCGAGAAGAAGUACACGGGCAUGAUCGACUGCGCCAAGAAGCUGUACAAGGAAGGCGGUCUACGCAGCGUCUUCAAGGGCAGCUGUGCCACAAUGCUCAGGGAUCUGCCUGCUAAUGGUCUGUACUUCCUGGUCUACGAGUACAUUCAGGAUGUUGCUAAGGCGCAGUCGAAGACCGGUGAAAUUAAUACUGCCUCCACGAUAUUCGCAGGCGGAGCAGCGGGCAUGGCCUACUGGAUUCUUGGCAUGCCAGCUGAUGUGCUCAAGAGUCGUCUGCAGUCGGCACCCGAGGGAACUUAUAAGCACGGAGUUCGCAGCGUGUUCAAGGAUCUGAUUGUUAAGGAUGGUCCAUUGGCUUUGUAUCGUGGCGUCACGCCCAUCAUGAUUCGUGCCUUCCCCGCGAAUGCCGCCUGCUUCUUUGGCAUUGAGUUGGCCAACAAGUUCUUUAACUAUUUCACUCCCAACUUCUAGUUGAAGCUGAUUUGUUUGUUAAUUGUAGUUUCUUUUAUCCCAGGAAGUGCAAUGAAUUUAUUCACAUGUUUGCGUUAAGUGUAGAAAAGUCGAAAACCAAAAUAAAUACAUAUUUUUUAUACAA
Drosophila sulfurigaster albostrigata is the source of this 1413-nucleotide messenger RNA. RefSeq names its product congested-like trachea protein (gene colt). Gene Ontology annotation, cellular component: mitochondrial envelope. The transcript is spliced from 6 exons. Bases 357 to 1289 code for a protein of 310 amino acids. Gene Ontology annotation, molecular function: O-acyl-L-carnitine transmembrane transporter activity. The record is from RefSeq and is a predicted model, not a curated record. Gene Ontology annotation, biological process: mitochondrial transport; carnitine transmembrane transport. Lineage: Eukaryota; Metazoa; Arthropoda; Insecta; Diptera; Drosophilidae.